UUUAUGACAAGCAAUCACCUCGUUAUGUUAUAACUUGUCAAACAAUAAAUUGUAGUAAAAAAUUCAUACGUAUUUUAAAUUAUUGAAAAUUUUUACAAAAUUUUGCGAGAAAAUUUUAUUAAAGUGGCAAAAAUGUCGAUGGAUUUGAUUUCGUCACCAAAUCCACAUUUUAUUCCAGGGUACACUGGUCAUUGUCCCGAAUACAAAUAUCGUGUUGGUAACUCUUAUGGAUCUACAACGCAUAAAUUAUUAUUAGACCCAUCAGUUGGGCAUUCAGAAAAGUUAAUAUUAUCGGAUAGAAAUGUAGAUGACUAUCAAGUGGUGAGACCUGCACAAAGAGAUAUUGAUAUUGUAAACUCUCGUAUCAAGCACGGUGGUGAAAUUUACCAACAUCCCACAAUUCCAGGAUAUGAGGGUUUUGUACCAAGACUAAAUGGUCUUUUUGGUCAAAGAUAUACAGUGCAAGCUACUGAAGCAUUGUCUCAGUUUCAAGAAUUGCAACAAGCAGAUGCUAAAGCUUUGAAUCAGUUGAUGCGGCAAGGUGCUUUGCAAGAUAAAAAGUGGGAUCCGCGAGAUUUAGAUGAUCGGGAGUUGACGACUAGUGAGUUUACUUUGCCGCUUCUUGAAGUACGACCGGAAUGUGCUGCGGUUCAAAGAAAUUUGCCAAUAGAAGAGCCACCAAUCACACCACCUAUGCAUUCUCAUAGUCCUUAUUUUAUGGAAAAUACUCAAGCUGAGAAAUAUUUAAAACAAGGAUUUUCUGGUCAUUUACCAUUCGGUUAUUCUUCGUUUGGAAAAGCUAAUCAAGCGUUAACAAACGGUGCUCUUUGUGAUUUUACUUCUAACUACCGAAAACGAUUAAGUACCGAAUGGGCCCCGGUGUCAGUGAGUAGACCGGAUCCUCCUCUAGCAAUAAUAAGUCAUCAUGUUUAUCAAAGACAUGUGGGCUUGUUGCCCAAUUAUGGCGGCCAUGUACCAGGAGAAAAGUUCCGAUUUGGGAAUACAUUUGGAAAUGAUACCAGAGAUGCAAAACGAUGGCUCAGGCAAGAUUUUAGUAACUAAAAUUUGGUUCCUUAACGUUUCGGAUUGGGAUAUUUUGGGGAAUUUGAUAUUUCUAUAUUUUUUACAAUUUCAGAAUAAAAAAAGUUGUCUCUAA
Messenger RNA from Dalotia coriaria, 1156 nucleotides. Its product is annotated as CIMIP2 protein CG18335-like. The transcript has 6 exons. The coding region runs from base 133 to 1062 and encodes 309 amino acids. The record is from RefSeq and is a predicted model, not a curated record. Lineage: Eukaryota; Metazoa; Arthropoda; Insecta; Coleoptera; Staphylinidae.